Messenger RNA from Panicum hallii, 393 nucleotides. RefSeq names its product zinc finger protein JAGGED-like. Lineage: Eukaryota; Viridiplantae; Streptophyta; Magnoliopsida; Poales; Poaceae. The transcript has a single exon. The record is from RefSeq and is a predicted model, not a curated record. Bases 82 to 393 code for a protein of 103 amino acids.
CACCAGCCAGCUACCUUUGACACGGUCCGAUCCGUACUCCAAAGCAAGUGCUUCCUGAUCCUUAGCUUCUCAAUUUUCUCCAUGGAAGGUGGCUUCAACAAGGCCGGCUCACCGGAGGCGUCCGGCGAGGGCGGCACGCGGCGCGCGCCGGCGGGGGCCUACUACGAGUGCUCCUUCUGCAAGAGGGGGUUCACCAACGCGCAGGCGCUCGGCGGCCACAUGAACAUCCACCGCAAGGACCGCGGCGGCAAGCCCGGGGCCGCGCCGCCGCAGCAGGACGACGCCGGUGGCUCCCGGACCUACGGCGGCGGCGACGUGCACCUGGGCCUUUCCCUGGGGAGGAAGGAGGAUGUCGAUCUGGAGCUCAGGCUUGGGGGCUAUCCGUAUAACUAA